CAAUAUUUAUUGAGUUAAGUUUCUGGUGCUGCAAUUGUUUUGGUCCAAUUAUCGCUCUUCUGAUUCAAAUAAAUUUUAAUUUAAAAUGAAGGUAGAAAUAGAUGCAAUAACAAAAUCAACUUUUCAAAAAUGUGGAGAAAUCAAAACAUCACCGGCACUAAAUGAUGAUUUUUAUUUAAUGUGCGGAUUCUGCGAAAAUAUAUAUUUGCAAUUGAACACCUUUGUGUCUCACAUAAACAUCAAACAUAAACAUUUACUUAAAAAGGGUAACUCUUUUCACCAAUCAAAUGAAACCGGAGAUCCUUUGGAAACGAAUACAACCGUUGACGAUAUCAGGGAAGAAAGUGAAGAAUUCGUUGAAUUACAAACUAAGUGGAGCUCUGUUAAUGAAGGAAGCGAAAAAGAUGUGGAAUUUGUUGACAAUCGUGGUGAUGUGGACGAGGUGUGCGAUAAAGCCUUCACGUUAGCACUCAUUGCAGAAUAUGAGAGCCAUCGAUUGUUAUGGGAUCUUGAAGAUCCACAAGCGAGGAAUCGGAAACAGCGCGAAGAAGCUUAUAAAGAAAUUACUACCAAUGUAAACAGAGUUUGUCACACAAAUUUGAAUUGGAAAACCACAAUUGGACAUAUACGGAAAAUACGCUGUAAAUUUCGCAGUGAGAUGCUUAAUGAAAAGUUAACUGAAUCCAAAAGAAAAAAAUAUGAGCGCCCUUGGUAUUAUGACCAGUUAUCAUUCCUGCACGCUGCAAUCAAAUACAAUAACCGGAGAAAAAGGGGAGCCAAAGUUCUUGAUAAUGAAAAACCGGCGCUACCAUUUACUGAUCUAACGGAUACACAGAAUUUAGAUAUAAUAAAUAUUUAUAAAGAUUUUCCAUGCCUUUGGGAUGCACAGCAUAUUGGAUAUAGAUUUAAGAAUCGACGACAGGAAGCAAUUACUAACAUGCAAGCCGCUAUCACAGCAAAUACUGGUUUAAGUUUUACAAAGGAUGAAUUACAGAAAAGAAUUUAUCAGAUACGCUACGCCUGCACGCAAGAAAAACAUCGUAAAUUACAAUGCAAUCGUUUUAAAAAGCCGUUUCAACCUAAUUGUAAGUACUAUAAUGAAAUUAGCUUCUUGGAAGAUAAUGUAGGACCAUUUAAGUGCUCUGAGUGCGAAGAAAUAUUAAAUGGUAUUGACCGAUACCGGAUACAUAUGUCUUCGCAUAAUGGUUCCAUGCCGUUCAAGUGUCAUUUGUGUGAUCGCGGAUUUAUGAAGGUGGGUAAUUGUACGGUCCACAUGCGACGUCAUACUCGUGAAUACGAGUUUGAAUGUAAAGUUUGUAAAAAAAAAUUUGCUACAUCCACCGACUUGAAUGUUCAUAUGCGUAAUCAUACAGGAGAGAAACCAUACUUUUGCGAUGUGUGUGGUCAGUCUUUCCGGACAUGGACUAUUUUCGACACACAUAUGCGUCGUCACCAAAAAAGGCCAAACUAUAAGUGCAAUAUAUGUUUAAAGUCUUUUUAUGAAAACGGGAAAUUAAAUGAACACAUGAAAGCUCAUCUGAAUGUGCGAGAUAAAAUAUGUAAUGUUUGUGGAAAAGCGUUCACUGCAGCUAAGUAUCUGCUGCAACAUAAACAAAUUCAUGCGGAGAAAAAGAAAUACAUUUGCAAGAUAUGUGGAAAAAACUUUGCUCAGUACGCCGGCCUCAGUGGUCAUAUGAAAUCUCAUGGCACAACCCUAAUAAAUACAAAUGGUAGUGGGUCAUCGGAAUAAAAUGUUUAAUGACAAUUACAGCACUCAAUAGUAAUAAUACAAUAAUUGAUGUUAUCAAUUAAUACUACAGGGUAGAACUCUAAACUAAUGAUGGUGAUUUGCUUAGCGCAUUUUGGCACAAAUGUAACAGUUGAAAUAAAGCGAAACAUAACUAAUUGCAAAAGCAAAAAUGAAUAUAAAACGUUUUUCACGAUGUGCAAAACUGAUGCUUAAAGCUGAUAUUAAUGGUGCCGUAGCCAUUACAUAGCCGCAACAUUAUUGCAUUUGUCGAUUAGUCAUGCCGUAACCAUAAACAGUUGGAAUUCAAGUAGAAUUAAUUACACGGGUAUUUGUCCACUAAAUCAAUUCAUUUUUUGCCGUUCAUUUCUAAUUUUCAAAUUUUUAUUGCAAACAAAUGUAGAGUACUUCAAACCUGCUUACGGUUACAGGGAAAACCUCAAAUUCAAUAGAUACAUAUGGUUACGGUUAUGGCGUUAUGGUGCAGCACUUAUAUCGUUUACAGAGAUGCCCAUAAAUUUGAUCAAAACAGCUGAUUGCUAUAGCUACGGCAUGGCACCACUAAUUGCAGCAUUGCACCACACAACGCAGAACCGACUGUCAUGGGAACACGUUAACAAUCAAGUAUUAUGUUUUCCACAUUUCUAAGACAAAUUGAUCGGAUCUUUAGUUCUCAGUUAAUUUAUUUGAAUACGUCAAACGUAGGUUAAAUCAAACUUGAUGUUAAUAUGUAAGUAAGACCUAUAUGUGUAUAUGGUACGUGAAUAUUUUAUAAUAAAAGUGUGCAAAAAGUUAGUAAUCUAUGGAA
Messenger RNA from Anastrepha obliqua, 2555 nucleotides. RefSeq names its product zinc finger protein 28-like. The coding region runs from base 86 to 1750 and encodes 554 amino acids. The transcript has 4 exons. The record is from RefSeq and is a predicted model, not a curated record. Gene Ontology annotation, molecular function: DNA-binding transcription factor activity, RNA polymerase II-specific; RNA polymerase II cis-regulatory region sequence-specific DNA binding. Gene Ontology annotation, biological process: regulation of DNA-templated transcription. Lineage: Eukaryota; Metazoa; Arthropoda; Insecta; Diptera; Tephritidae.